Aphanomyces invadans is the source of this 2113-nucleotide messenger RNA. RefSeq names its product acetoacetate-CoA ligase. The transcript has 10 exons. NCBI's taxonomy places the organism in Eukaryota, Oomycota, Saprolegniomycetes, Saprolegniales, Verrucalvaceae. Gene Ontology annotation, cellular component: cytosol. Gene Ontology annotation, molecular function: acetoacetate-CoA ligase activity. The record is from RefSeq and is a predicted model, not a curated record. Bases 31 to 2046 code for a protein of 671 amino acids. Gene Ontology annotation, biological process: lipid metabolic process.
CAUUUUUGAAAAAUCCUCUUCGACACCCUCAUGGUGGACGCGAAAGUCGUGAACUCGAACCUCCUCUGGACACCCACUCCCGAGUUGAUUGCCACCUCUCACUGGACCAAGUUCACGGCCUUCGUGAACAAGAAGCAUGGUUUGUCGCUUGUGUCUGUGCACGACUUGUGGCAAUGGUCCGUCGACAACUUGUCGCACUUUUGGGCCGCGAGUUGGGAAUACACUGGUAUGCUGUCGUCCGCACCAUACACGAAAGUGAUCGAAGAUGAACACAAGAUGCCUGGUGCCAAGUUUUUCCCUGGAGCGCGCCUCAACUUCGCCGAAAACUUGCUUCGUCACCGCGACGACCGCACGGCUCUCGUGUUCAAAUCUGAAACGUCGAACAAAGCGACUCGCAUCACGUACAACCAACUGUACGAUCAAGUUGCAGCGAUGUCCCAGCGCUUGCGGCAGUUGGGCAUUGCAGUCGGCGAUCGAGUUGUGGGAUACAUGCCCAACACUCCCGAUACGAUUGUUGCCAUGCUGGCUGCUACCAGCAUUGGCGCUGUUUGGUCGAGUUGCUCCCCCGACUUUGGCAAGAACGGUGUGUUGGACCGAUUUGCUCAAAUCACGCCCAAGGUUGUGUUUGCCACGGACGGGUACUUUUACAAGGGCAAGCGCAUCGACACCCUUCCUGGAUUGAAGGACAUCCUCCAUGACUUGCCCACGGUGCAAAAGGUUGUCAUCUUUCGGUACACGAUCGCACCGUCGUACGACUUGGAUUUGUCGGCAUUGCCGAACGCGCAAUACGUGGACCACUUCCUCGCGGAAUUGAACGGGCCCGUGCAAACGCCGAUCCAGUUUGAACAACUCCCGUUUGAUCACCCCGUCUACAUCAUGUACAGCAGCGGCACGACCGGCCUGCCCAAGUGCAUCGUGCAAGGGCCUGGCGUGUUGCUAAACCACCUCAAGGAACACAUUUUGCACUUGAACGUAAGCCGUGACGACGUUGUGUUUUACUAUACUACGACGGGCUGGAUGAUGUGGAACUGGCUCGUGAGCGGCCUUGCAGUCGGCGCUACGGUCGUCCUUUUUGACGGGAACCCGCUGUACCCUGGCGUAUCAGCAUUGUGGCAAUUCGCGGAAGAAAUCGGCAUGACGGUGUUCGGCACGUCUGCCCGUUACCUGGCUGCAGUCAUGGACUCUGGUUGCAAGCCUGGCAAGGAAUUCAACCUGUCCAAGCUCAAGAUGCUCGCGUCGACGGGGUCGCCUGCCAGCACAAACAUCUUCAACUUUGUUUACACGGAAAUCAAGUCGGACAUCCAGUUUGCGUCCAUCUCGGGCGGCACCGACCUCAACGGGUGCUUUGCCUUGGGGUGCACGAACUUGCCCGUGUACAACGGUGAACUUCAACUCCGCGGUCUUGGUCUCGACGUUGCAAUCUACAGCGACAAUGGCGAAAAACUUGAACAGGCCCAGGGCGAACUCGUCUGCCUCAAGCCAUUUCCGUCCAUGCCGCUCUACUUUUAUGGCGACUCGGAUGGAUCCAAGUACUUUAGCGCAUACUUUGACGUGUUUCCGAACGUGUGGCGCCAUGGCGACUUUGCCGAGAUCACGGCCCACAACGGCAUGGUGCUGUACGGCCGCUCCGAUGCCACGUUGAACCCUGGUGGUGUGCGCAUCGGCACGGCCGACAUUUACAAGGUCGUGGAGCACAUCAAGGAAGUGGCCGACUCGGUGAUCGUGGGCCAGGAUUACACGCUGUCGGAUGGGACGCCGGACGUGAAGAUCGUCCUGUUUGUCGUGUUGCCAGCCGGUGUCCACCUGACGGCGGAGCUCCAAAAGUCGAUCUGCGCCAAGAUCCGCAAGGAAACGUCUCCUCGACACGUGCCAGGGCUCAUCGUGGCCUGUCCCGACAUCCCGUACACCGUGAGUGGCAAGAAGGUCGAAAUCGCCGUGAAGCGCAUCUUGGCGGGCAAAACCAUCACCAACGCCAGUGCAUUGCGCAACCCCGAGUCCCUUGCGUGGUUUGAGUCGUAUGCGGCGACCAUCGCUGGACAAAACUAGGUAGACAAGUGUCGUGAUAAAGGGUAGGCUGUGUGUGCAUUCCACUUCACGACGUCUCUUUGCUCGG